GAUAUUUGUAUGUAAAGGUCGAAACGCGCAUUGUAUUGCGCCGCUCCGGUGCUUGCCAUUCUGCAAUUCGACCGACGCCAUGUCCAAGCAAAGCUGCGCGUUGUGCUGCUCGAUGCUCUCGGCCUUUGGUGUCAUCUUCCUCGGGCUCCUCGGCUUCCUCAUGCAGAGCCAGCCGCAGUACAUCAAGAGCCUCGGGAAGGACGUGACCGCCGGCCCCGUGUACAACACUGCGAUCGUGUACGCCGGCGUGUUUGCGGCGUCGAUUGCCGUCUACUUUGUCGAGGCGCGCAAGACCGACGAAGGCAGCUCGGCGUACGAGCACUUGCAGAUGAGCGAGCGCGUCGAAGGCGUCACGAACGAGAAGACGCCGCUUUUGAGUAGGUAACUUGUCGGCGCGCCGCGGCAAGCAUCUUGGCGUCGCUGACCUUCUGUAGAUGAGGACGAAUAGCUGGCAACGUACUUAUAUAAGCGAUUUCGUUUCGUCCGCGUCCAGUCCUCGCUCUUGUCGUUGCCGCGUUUUUGAAUACCACGACGUCCUUGACCCUGUGAA
Saprolegnia parasitica CBS 223.65 is the source of this 550-nucleotide messenger RNA. RefSeq lists its product as hypothetical. The transcript has 2 exons. NCBI's taxonomy places the organism in Eukaryota, Oomycota, Saprolegniomycetes, Saprolegniales, Saprolegniaceae. Bases 80 to 385 code for a protein of 101 amino acids. The record is from RefSeq and is a predicted model, not a curated record.